Mirounga angustirostris (Northern elephant seal) is the source of this 1608-nucleotide messenger RNA. It is a transcript of the gene CUNH4orf36, whose product is annotated as chromosome unknown C4orf36 homolog. Bases 657 to 1010 code for a protein of 117 amino acids. The record is from RefSeq and is a predicted model, not a curated record. NCBI's taxonomy places the organism in Eukaryota, Metazoa, Chordata, Mammalia, Carnivora, Phocidae. The transcript has 4 exons.
GAUUCUUGAAAAAGGGAAAACCUGGGAAGGUUUACCUUCUUUGAAGGGCUGGGGCGGGGAACGGGAAGUUCCGGUCCCCGCAGACCCGUUUGCCGCUUAACAUUGCCAAAGUCAGACACGUUUGGGUGAGGUGUUUGAGCCAGUUUGGCAGGCUUGGGAAGUGAUGGAAUGCCGAUGUCGUUACCUUGGCAUUUUCUCCGUACAUGGCAAAAAAUUAUAAAAUGAGUUCAUGGAAAAUGAAAGAGAACACGGCUGUACAUUAGGAGUUCAGCUUCAAGGAAUAUUUUAUUAGGGACGUUCUGACAUUCAGAAAUGCUUUUUUUUUUUUUUUAAAGAUUUUAUUUAUUUGACAGAGAGAGAGACAGGGAACACAAGCAGGGGGAGUGGGAGAGGGAGAAGCAGGCCUCCUGCCGAGCAGGGAGCCCGACGCGGGGCUCUGUCCCAGGACCCCGGGAUCAUGACCUGAAGGCAGACACUUAACGACUGAGCCACCCAGGCGCCCUAAAAAUGCUUUUUCUAAAUCUUUUUAUUAUGUGGAUAUUAAAGUGAAAGCCAUUAAUUCUGUGAGUUGCAAACAUUUCAGGUAAAGCGAAACAGAGUAUGCCAGUCAUUCCAUCAGGCACCUAUGUUAAGAACUUGGACGGUGGAAAUUCACCAUGGCUUAUGGCUUGCCAAGAAAGAACACAGUGAAGACCAUAUUGCAGGGCAGUUGUUAUAAAGUACAGGAACCUUGGGAACUUGCACUGCUUACAAAGACCUGGUAUAUGAACCUAGCCAACAUCAAGUUACCUUUCUUGGGAGAAAUUACAUUUGGUAGCCCUUUAUACCUCAAAAAAACUAAAGCCAUUAAGAAUGCUCUGCUCCCUUCUGCAGAAUCCAUCAAACUUGAAAGGGAGUAUGAAAUGAAGCGCUUGAAUCACCUGAAAUGUCAGGAGAAUGUAGCUGAGGAAAUUCAGCUUUACCUAAGGGAAAGGCAAGUUGGUUUGAGAAGACCUCUUCCACCUAAGUGAUAUCAUCUCAUAAUCAAAUCUGUACUCAGUGCUUUCCACAUCCAAGGGAAUGAAGGUCUCCAACUUUUUACUGUGUGAAGUUUGUACAGACAUAUGAAUGCCCACUGGUAGAUGAGCCAGCUCCUGUGGGUUGAUGGACAGCUCUGACAGAUCUUCUGUGUCCUUUCCUUUGUACCACAAGAGACAACACUGUUGAAAUGCAGAUCUUCAUGAAGACCCUGACCAGCAAGACCAUCACCCUGGAGGUGGAGCCCAGUGACACCAUCGAAAAUGUGAAGGCCAAGAUCCAGGAUAAAGGAGGGCAUCCCCCCUGACCAGGAGAGGCUCAUCUUUGCCAGCAAGCAGCUGGAAGAUGGCCGCACUCUUUCUGAUUACAACAUCCAGAAAGAGUCGACUCUCACCUGGUUCUCCACCUGAGGGAUGGCUGUUAAUUCUUCAGUCUUGAAUUCAUAGUGCCCAAUGAUGGCAUUGCUCUGCACUGUAGCCAUUUGCCCCAAUUUAAGUUUAGAAACUACCAGUUUCAGUAACAGCUGAAUCACUGGUUUUCUCAGUAGCUGUUCAAAAUGUUAAUAAAAGUUUUGUUGCUUGGUAAAAAAAA